Molecule: messenger RNA, 1704 nt
Organism: Trichoderma citrinoviride
Lineage: Eukaryota; Fungi; Ascomycota; Sordariomycetes; Hypocreales; Hypocreaceae
Product: Ca2+ transporter
Exons: 3
Coding region: 1-1704 (567 amino acids)
Biological process (GO): calcium ion transmembrane transport; intracellular calcium ion homeostasis
Cellular component (GO): fungal-type vacuole membrane
Molecular function (GO): calcium:proton antiporter activity
Source: RefSeq, a predicted model, not a curated record
AUGUCAUCAUUCAAUCACGCCGAUAUCAAGCGCAAGGCGCACCUCGUCAGCCGUCAGAGCGGCGAGUCAUGGAACUUUUUCCGCCAUCUGUCAUGGGAUAGCAACAAGAGACGGUCGCAGACCUGGGAUGGCGCCCGACUCGAGGCCCAGCGCGAGGACAAUGUCGCCGGCGAAGAUCUGACCCAUGCGGCGACCUACCCGGCCAACAACAGCAUACCCUUGAGAGACACGUCGACCUCGGGAACCGGUAAGCAGUCUGGCGAAUACAACCACGACCGGCCGCUCAUCGCGCCGCCCGCGACCGACGCCGAUGGCCUGCGCAACCGCGGCAAGGGAGACCGCGACGAGGCCCAGACGGCCGCCGCCGCCGCCGCCGCUGCUGAGGAGCCCAACAACACCAAGCCCGAAAAGAAAAAGUCGGGCCUGAUCCGCCAUGUCCAGCCCAAGGAGCCCUUCACCGUGGCCAACCAGCUGCAGCGCACCCUGCUCAACUCGUGGAUCAACGUGCUGCUCGUUGCCGCCCCGGUCGGCAUCGCCCUCAACUACAUCAAGUCUGUCGACCGCAUCGCCGUCUUCGUCGUCAACUUCAUCGCCAUCGUCCCGCUCGCCGCCCUGCUGAGUUUCGCAACCGAAGAGAUUGCCCUCCGCACCGGUGAGACGCUCGGUGGCCUGCUCAAUGCCACCUUUGGCAACGCCGUCGAGCUCAUCGUCGCCGUCAUCGCCCUCAUCGACCACAAGGUGGCCAUUGUCCAGACCUCGCUCAUCGGCUCCAUCCUCUCCAACCUGCUGCUCGUCAUGGGAUUCUGCUUCUUCUUCGGCGGCCUGCGCCGUCCCGAGCAGUACUUCAACACCACCGUCGCCCAGACGGCCGCCUCCAUGCUGGCCCUGGCCGCUGCCUCCGUCAUCGUCCCGACCGUCUUUGACGCCGCCGCCAACACGCCCACCGAUAAGGUCGCCAAGCUGUCGCGCGGCACUGCCGUCAUCCUGCUCAUCGUUUACGCCGCCUACCUGGCUUUCCAGCUCGGCACCCACCAGGCCGUCUUUUCCGAGCAGAGCCAAAAGGUCCCGGCCAAGCCCUGGAGCAGCGGAUCCGCCAACCACGAUAUCAAGCAGGGCCUCUUGCUGCCCGGCUCCGUCGUCACCCGCGGCAUCGUCAACAAGGAGGGAGAGCCGAAGCUUGUGAACCCCGAGGAUGACGAGGAGGAGGAAGAGCCCCAGCUGCACUUUUACGUGGCCGUUGGUCUUCUCGCCGGUGCUACCGCCAUCAUUGCCCUCUGUGCCGAGUUCAUGGUUGGCUCCAUCGACGCCAUCACUGCUAAUGGUGGCCUGUCCGAGGAGUUUGUCGGUCUCAUUCUGCUCCCCAUUGUUGGCAACGCCGCUGAGCACGCCACCGCCGUCACCGUCGCCGUCAAGGACAAGAUGGACCUGGCCAUUGGUGUUGCCGUCGGUUCCAGCAUGCAGGUCGCCCUGUUCCUGAUUCCUCUGUUGGUCGUCAUUGGAUGGGGCAUGGGCAUUGAGGAGAUGAACCUGAGCUUCGACACCUUCCAGGUCGCCGUCAUGUUUGUCGCCGUGCUGCUGGUCAACUACCUGAUUGGCGAUGGAAAGAGCCAUUGGCUCGAGGGCUGGCUGUUGAUUUGCCUGUACGCCAUUAUUGCCGUCUGCGCAUUCUGGUACCCCGACCAGGACACUGGCGCUGAGUCUUAG